AUGUCAGGAUCUAGCGGAUGGACUCGUGUUGAGUCCCUCUGUAAUUCCAACCCUUCCAAAUCAGCGGAAGAGAAGGUCAUUGCUUUGACCACAGACCUCCCACAUUCAGACUCUGUCCCCUUCUCGCGCUCAGCGACCUCCUCCUCAAACUCAAUUCGCUCUGGUCACGAGUCCCCUAUUGGCAGCUCUCGCAGCUCCCGGCGGGGAGUGCGUUCUGCAAACAGAAGCCACCCUUUCACACGUCGUCCCACCCAAGUCGGGCUGCGUUUUGCCAUGAAGGCAGUCCGAAGAAAUCAUCACUCUGACAUCACUCUUAAUGAUGGGCGAGACCUUUUUUUGAGCGGUCUCUCAUCCUUCUCAGAUGAUACAAUCAAAUUAGUAGCAAAUGCUAAGCACGCUGCACGAGAAAAUAGCCGUCAAAAACUCCUGCAACUCGGUUGGGAGAUCGAAGAGGCGAAACUCAACAAGCUAGUCCUCAUAGCAUUUGAGGACGAGGAGAAGCAGCGCUUGAAAAUGGCAGACUCGGAUUAUCACCUCUUCAAGAAGCUCCUGGUGGACCGGGAUAUUCCGGCCCUAGACCAGGAUGUCGAAUGCCUUGCGGAGUCACAUGAUAGCGAACUCGAAGACUUAGCUACAGCCGACGAACAGCUGUUCCAAAUGUCGUCCAUAUCAUCGCUUGCUACCAAAUACGUCUCCCACAGGUUCCCCCAGAACAGUAGCGAUACGGAGUACGAACCUGGUGAGGAGGAACAAUAUGACAAGUAUAAUCAUAGCGACAACAGUAGCAACUCGGACAAUGACGAGGCGGAAGGUAGCCACGUCUCUACCCUAAAAUGA
Molecule: messenger RNA, 837 nt
Organism: Suillus plorans
Lineage: Eukaryota; Fungi; Basidiomycota; Agaricomycetes; Boletales; Suillaceae
Exons: 2
Coding region: 1-837 (278 amino acids)
Source: RefSeq, a predicted model, not a curated record